AUGUUCAAUCCACCAGAGAUCGACUAUCAUCGUUACUAUCGUCCAUCAUCAUCAAGAAUUAUCACCACAAAUGAUGAUACAUCCCGAAUAUUAACAGAUUCUGAUCCAUUGUGGAAAUUUUAUUCCUACGAUCCAUUAUUAAGUAUCAGUGCUCAUAUGCCAUUUAAUGAUACAAUGUUAAUAACUACAAAUACCUCUUCAUCAUCUUUUGUUAAUUCAUCGUCGAUACAACAGACUGAAGACGAUGCUAGUAAUGCAUUACUCUAUUUAAUCGUACCUAUUUAUUCUCUCGUAUUUGUUACUGGUACUAUUGGAAAUAUUCUUGUCAUACUCACUGUUCUUACAGUUAAACAAAUGCGAACAACAACAAACGCUCUCGUCCUUCAUUUAGCUAUAGCCAAUUUAUCAUUUGUUCUACUAUGUAUUCCACAUACUCUUUAUGUCUAUGUGGCAACAUCUUAUCGUUUCCCGAAAGCUAUUUGCAAAGUAACUUAUACCAUGAUGUAUUUAAGUGCAUAUGUUAGUAUUUACAUUCUUGUACUAAUGUCUGUUGAUCGAUUUUUGGGUGUUGUAUUAGCUGUAAAAUCCACACGUUUUCGAACACAACGUAAUGCUCAUAUUGCUGUAUCAAUUGUUUGGCUAUUUGGUAUUAUAUUUGCAUCAUCAAAUAUGUUUGUCUACGAUGUCAUUCCCUAUGAAGAACAUGUAUUUUGUACUACAAAAACAGACGUUCCAUUCUUAAAUUUAGUACGAAAAAUAUCGGCCUAUUGUUUUGCAUUACUUGGCCUUUUUAUACCAUUGGCUCUCAUAGCUGUUCUCUACGGACUUAUUAUUAAUACGCUAAGAAAAAAUGCUAAAGGUAAACAAGUACAAAAGGGCAAAAAACGCGUAACAAAAAUGGUAUCAGCUGUUAUUUCAUCAUUUGUCAUUUGUUGGUCACCAAUGCAAAUUUAUCUAUUGUAUACUCAAGUUUACUCACAAACAAUUAUAUCACUCGCUAUUAUUGCACAAAUUCUUGUCUAUAUUUCAUCUUGUAUCAAUCCAAUAUUGUAUGCAUUUUUAUCCGAACCAUUUCGUAAAGCAUUUCAACAAUUUUUAACAUGUUCAAAAAUUAAAUUAAUCACAACAGAUACAAUGGAUAAUACGACAAAGACUACUGGUCGAAAAGAGAGUUCAAUAUUAAGACAAAAACGUGAUUCAAAAGCUAAAUUUAAUUUACCACCAAAAAAGAGUCAUAAACGUAUUUUAAAUAAUAGCAGUGAGAAUGUGAAAAUUAGUUUGAGCAAUAUUAAUGAAAAUACUUUAAUGAUCUAUGAAAACACUGAAUAUGAAAGAUUGUCAACAAAAUAA
Molecule: messenger RNA, 1350 nt
Organism: Didymodactylos carnosus
Lineage: Eukaryota; Metazoa; Rotifera; Eurotatoria; Philodinida; Philodinidae
Source: the annotation of a GenBank genome assembly